Molecule: messenger RNA, 2535 nt
Organism: Trematosphaeria pertusa
Lineage: Eukaryota; Fungi; Ascomycota; Dothideomycetes; Pleosporales; Trematosphaeriaceae
Exons: 11
Coding region: 1-2535 (844 amino acids)
Biological process (GO): intra-Golgi vesicle-mediated transport
Cellular component (GO): TRAPPII protein complex; membrane; trans-Golgi network
Source: RefSeq, a predicted model, not a curated record
AUGGCUACGAGCCCUACCGAGAGACAGCCUCGCGGGAGUGCUGAGUUCGUAGAGUGCUCAGUCCUUGAGGCUGUUGUGCCUGCUGAGUCUACCAUUGAUGUCGAAGAUGAGCUGAGCUCAUGGGACGGCACUAGCGAAGACGACAGUGGCUCUAUAUUGCCUUUUCUGUCACAGCGGCAAGUGCUACUCUUCGUGUUUCGGACGCCAUUAAUAGAAGACACGACUUUGAAGUCGUACUUGGCCAGGCUGGCUAUCAAUCUAGAAGCAUUCGCCUUUAGCACAGCUCCGCCUCCAGAACCAGAAACAAAAGCUCCCCCUCCAAAGGAGCUGAUAUUCUCAGAGACAAUCAAAGCCUCGAAUGAGCCGGCUAUUGUUCGCCAUGAGGAAGAAGGCAGUCCUCAUAUCUAUGUCAUCUGGAAGGUGGAGGUAUUCAUAUGCCGGCCGCGAGGGAGAUUCCAUAAACCAGCUGUCUAUUUCCAGCCUACAGCAUCCCUGAAACCCGCUGAGAAGGCUAAAAGGAGUCUCCUCGACGAUGAAUAUCUUCCGAGCAGGGUCCCGACAGCGCUCAAUCUCCUUCAGUCUUUUGAGAACGAUCCUGUUCUGGCUGGUAUCCAUCCACGACUGUCUGCAUUGAGAAUAAGCAAGAUCGCGCCCACCGCCCCGGUAGCGAAAGAGAUGGUUCGCCCAAUAAGAAAUGGCCAGCGACGUCUUUUUCGAGCAUUACCCGCUCUAAUAUGGCGGAUACGAUAUUCGAAGGUCCAGGCGGCUGUAAGCGAUAUGUCGCUUAUGGCUUCUUUGGACUUUGAAGUUGCCUAUAUCACCGGCUGUAGUAUCAGCAUCGAGGAUAUCGAUCUGUCUUUACGAGGAGGCCACGUUAAGGCUAUUGCUGACUGCAUCGACACUACUGCAGUCUACAAACCAGGCGACCAGCUUACCUAUCUCUACAAGAUCACGCCAGAUCUUUCUCUCGAUGGCACACCGGCGUUUGGAAAGGAAGGACAUAUUCUGACACUAGAAGUGAAGGCAAAAGUACUCGUAUCUGAGGAUUGCAGGCCAUUGAUUACCAUUGGCUGGCAGACAGCCGUCGAUUUUAAUGCCGAUCUGAAUAGCAGCUUAGUGAAAGCCGCUCAUAGACUUAGCAACCCCACUGCACAACCCGUCAAACCUCCGAAUCCAGACUCGCUUCCCACUCACGACACUUCGAACCAAGAGGGCGAUGACGCUACGAACAGAGUCAUCAAUGUCACUCUCACAAUAUCAGGACCACCUCGGGUCCAAGUGGGUGAUGUCUUCCACUGGAACGUCUUCAUAGUAAAUCGCUCAGACAAGACGCGGAAGCUGGCCAUCUUAGUCCUACCGAAGAGGAAGCGGGAUUUCGACAGGCACAAACCACAUCCCUCUACAUCCUCAGCGGGCGGACACCGAGGAGAACAGAGGGAUCAAUUGGCGAGUGCAGUCGUGGAUGAGAACAUCGUCUACGCCAAGCAAAAGAACGCAAGAAUGGAAGCGGCCGAACUUGUAUGUCUGACCACAGACGUACGGAUAGGUCAUCUCGCACCAGGAGCCUGUUACACAGGAGACUUGAAAUUCUUGGCACUCUCUCCUGGAGUACUGUCUGUAGACGCCGUUCGAAUAGUGGAUUUAGCCACGAACGACACCUCAGACGUCCGUGACCUACCAGCGAUAGUGGCCGGCUGUCGCACUGACCUCUUUCCCCCAUUGACGUCGACCGCGCAUCAUUCAAGUGCACCCACCGCAACCAUGUCUAUCGAAGGCUCCCGACGCAGGGUCUUGUAUACUCUGAACUCCCGUUGGAUUUACGGUAAAAUUCCUCUCCUCCACGCCGCCGUAUUCCUCCUCCAAAUGGCCGCAGUCUCUCUCUUAACCCGCAAAUUCAACACCUACUAUGCCCAGCGGCCAGUCCUUACCACCAUGAUCACCAAUGCUAUAUUGGGUGGCAUAGCAGACACAGUAGCACAGACUUUGACCGCAGUGCGGCAGCGAGCAGUGCGGAAAGGCGGGCCCGACAAGGACGACUUCCUCGCCAUCGAGAUCCACGAGCUGGACAAGAAGAAUCCGUGGCCGCCAGGCGAGCUUAUUCCGGACUCCAAGAAGCUCCCGCCGCCGUUCGACUUUGAGCGAUUGACAAGAUUUAUGGCUUACGGUUUCUUGAUGGCUCCGGUGCAGCAUAAAUGGUUUGGAUUCUUGUCGAGGACAUUCCCAAUUACGAAGACCUCUGCUUUCCCGCCUGCCUUGAAGCGAGUCGCGUUCGACCAGCUGCUGUUUGCUCCGAUCGGUCUUGCGUGCUUCUUCACUUUCAUGACGGUCGCAGAAGGCGGCGGAAAGCGCGCAGUUGCACGCAAGUUUCAAGACGUAUAUGUGCCAGCCCUCAAAGCCAAUUUCUUGGUCUGGCCAGCAGUUCAGAUCGUCAACUUCCGCCUUAUGCCUAUCCAGUUCCAGAUUCCCUUUGUCUCCACAGUCGGUAUUGCCUGGACCGCAUACCUCUCCCUCACCAACUCCGCCGACGAAGUGUAA